Messenger RNA from Halichondria panicea, 9422 nucleotides. RefSeq lists its product as uncharacterized. The transcript has 13 exons. Gene Ontology annotation, molecular function: protein binding. The coding region runs from base 148 to 8886 and encodes 2912 amino acids. The record is from RefSeq and is a predicted model, not a curated record. Gene Ontology annotation, cellular component: nucleus; cytoplasm. Gene Ontology annotation, biological process: signal transduction. NCBI's taxonomy places the organism in Eukaryota, Metazoa, Porifera, Demospongiae, Suberitida, Halichondriidae.
UCCCACUCCAGUUAGGAAAACAAGCUUUUGAACAAGCAGCAAACAAGCAAGCAAACAAACUGCAAGAUUACAAAUUACACUAGGCUAAAGUUUGACCCAUCGUAAGGACUAGAGAAAAAGUGGUGCAAGUGCCAUAUAGUUGCGGAAAUGACUGAUGACAGCCAGUCAUGUAAUACUCCCCUGCACACUGCUGCAAGCCGUGGGGACUCAGAUGAGGUCAGAGAGCUGUUGAAAACAAAGCAAUAUGAAGUCCACGUCAGAAACUCACACAACCAAACAUCUCUUCAUCUUGCAUGUGCUAAUGGUCAUCUCGAUACAGUUUGGACACUAGCCAAUGACUUUGGUGCUGACAUAGGAGCUAUUGAUAAUGGCAAUAAUACACCAUUGCUCUUUGCUGCUAAGAACAAACAUGUACAAAUAAUUAUCAUGUUGCUUCUAUUAUCAAUGUGUAGUAGACACCUCUUCAACGGAGACUACGUGCUCUGUUCCUUUAGCCGUAGUCAGAUAGAUUCUCAUCAUGUUAAACUCUUUGAGGAUGUCCUCUUCGAGUAUUACAAUGAUUCUGAAGCAGUGGAGAAAACUAUGCGUCUGAUAAGUAAAUUCUUUGUUGAUUAUAUUCAAUUCAAGGAUUAUAAAGAUGAUGGCUUUAUUGCAUUGUUUGUAGCUGCAUCACUCGGUCUCAAAGACUUGAUUAAUCGACUAGUUACACAGAAUAAAGUAGACCUGAAUAUUAGGGGAUUCCAUGGCUUGUCUGUUCUCCACUGUGCCUGUUUUGGAGGACACAUCCUGCUUAUGGAGAAUCUUAUUUCAGAACAUCUUACGGACCUUUCUGUUAAGGAUACACAAGGGCACUCAGUUUUGCAUUACGCAACUUUAAAGGGGACUCCCUAUGAAUGCUAUGAUGGUCACAUAGAACUGAUCGAUAAACUGGUUAUAAAGUAUGGCCUCGAUCCCUCAGAUAGAGAUAAUGAUGGAAACACACCUCUACAUAUUGCAGCCAUGAGAGGACAUGUUGAAACAGUGAGACACCUGAUUAGCAAGCACAGUGCUGAUGUCGAUUGCACUAAUAAUCAGAACAAUACUCCAUUGAAUCUAGCUGUGUUCAAUGGUCAUAUGCAUGUUUUGGAUAUGCUAAUCAAAGAAUUUAACAGCAGUUGUCAUGUCCGGGAUUACAUCGGUCGUACUCUCCUUCACCAAGCAUGCGAAGGUGGUCAUAUAGAACUGAUAGACAAAUUAGUGCUUGAAUAUGGCCUCAAUCCCGCAGAUAAAGAUAAUGAUGGUGACACACCUCUACAUAUUGCAGCCUCCUUUAAAGGACGACGUGUUGAAACAGUGAGACACCUGAUUAGCAAGCACAGUGCUGAUAUUGAUUGCACUAAUAAUCAGAACAGUACUCCAUUGAUGCGAGCUGUGUUUAAUGGUUGUGUGCAUGUUUUGGAUAUGCUAAUCAAAGAAUUCAACAGCAGUUGUCAUGUCCGAGAUGACGAUGGUUAUACUCUCCUUCACUAUGCAUGCGAAGGUGGUCAUAUAGAACUGAUAGACAAAUUAGUGCUUGAAUAUGGCCUCAAUCCCGCAGAUAAAAAUAAUUAUGGUAACACACCUCUACAUAUUGCAGCCAUGAGAGGACAUGUUGAAACAGUGAGACACCUGAUUAGCAAGCACAGUGCUGAUGUUGAUUGCACUAAUAAUCAGAACAAUACUCCAUUGAUGCGAGCUGCGCUGAAUGGUUGUGUGCAUGUUUUGGAUAUGCUAAUCAAAGAAUUCAACAGCAGUUGUCAUGUCCGAGGUUACAAUGGUUAUACUCUCCUUCACUAUGCAUGCGAUGGUGGUCAUAUAGAACUGAUAGACAAAUUAGUGCUUGAAUAUGGCCUCAAUCCCGCAGAUAAAGAUAAUUAUGGUAACACACCUCUACAUAUUGCAGCCAUGAGAGGACAUGUUGAAACAGUGAGACACCUGAUUAGCAAGCACAGUGCUGAUAUAGAACUGAUAGACAAAUUAGUGCUUGAAUAUGGCCUCAAUCCCGCAGAUAAAGAUAAUUAUGGUAACACACCUCUACAUAUUGCAGCCAUGAGAGGACAUGUUGAAACAGUGAGACACCUGAUUAGCAAGCACAGUGCUGAUGUUGAUUGCACUAAUAAUCAGAACAAUACUCCAUUGAUGCUAGCUGUGUUUAAUGGUUGUGUGCAUGUUUUGGAUAUGCUAAUCAAAGAAUUCAACAGCAGUUGUCAUGUCCGAGAUGACAAUGGUUAUACUCUCCUUCACUAUGCAUGCGAUGGUGGUCAUAUAGAACUGAUAGACAAAUUAGUGCUUGAAUAUGGCCUCAAUCCCGCAGAUAAGGAUAAUGAUGGUGACACACCUCUACAUAUUGCAGCCUCCAUUAAAGGACGUGUUGAAACAGUGAGACACCUGAUUAGCAAAGACAAAUUAGUGCUUGAAUAUGGCCUCAAUCCCGCAGAUAAAGAUAAUUAUGGUAACACACCUCUACAUAUUGCAGCCAUGAGAGGACACGUUGAAACAGUGAGACACCUGAUUAGCAAGCACAGUGCUGAUGUUGAUUGCACUAAUAAUCAGAACAAUACUCCAUUGAUGCGAGCUGCGCUGAAUGGUUGUGUGCAUGUUUUGGAUAUGCUAAUCAAAGAAUUCAACAGCAGUUGUCAUGUCCGAGAUGACGAUGGUUAUACUCUCCUUCACUAUGCAUGCGAUGGUGGUCAUAUAGAACUGAUAGACAAAUUAGUGCUUGAAUAUGGCCUCAAUCCCGCAGAUAAGGAUAAUGAUGGUAACACACCUCUACAUAUUGCAACCAUGAGAGGACAUCACGUAGAACUAUUGAAUAAACUGGUAGCUCAAUAUAAGGUGGAUCCAACAAUUAGAGACAAUGAUGGGAACACACCUCUACAUAUUUUGUGUCCUACAUCGCAUACUGAAGAAAUGCUAAGAACAAUCCUUUGCAAGUACCAGUACUGGACAGUGUUUCAAGUUAAUAAUAAAGGUAACACCCCUCUUCACACAGCAACUCUAUAUGGGCAAGCUCAUUGUGCACGUUUACUAUUGCAGAAGUAUGAUGCUCCACUUUUUGUGCGAAAUACAGAUGGGAAGACAGCCCUUGAUUUAGCUAAACUUCAGAGAAAACAAGAAAUUGUUACAAUUUAUGAAAAUCAUACUUCCAAACUCCAGUUAACCUAUGAGCAACUAGACGAACUUGCUAAACAAGAGUUUACUGGUGAAAAGAACCUCACCAGAAUAUUUGUUGUAGGGCAUCCAGGUGCAGGGAAAUCCACGCUUGUUGAGACUAUGAAAAAGGAAGGUUUCUUCAGCUACUUCAGCACAUCAACUGUUGCCCCUCACACUGCAGGCAUUAUUCCAAGUACUUAUGACAGUAGUUAUUAUGGAAGAAUGAUACUCUAUGAUUUUGCUGGUGAUUCUGAGUACUACUCCUCACAUGCUGCAAUUAUGGAGUCGAUCAACACAUCAAAAGGAAGUAAUAUUUGUUUGGUAAUUUGUGAUUUGAGUAAAGGCGAAGAAGCUGCUGUCACUAAAUACAGCUACUGGCUUUCAUUUCUAUCAUACAAUAUUAAGCAAUUCUCAAACACGAUUAUCCUACCAGUGGGAAGCCACGCUGAUGUAAUCAACAAAACGUCAGUUGAACAAGAGUUACGUGUUCUUGACAGCGUAUCCCAAAAGUUCUGUAGCAGCUCCAAGAUUGAUGAUUUUCAAAUUGAACAAAGUGUUUAUCUUGAUUCUCGUAAACGAGGGGCUGUAGUAAAUUACAUAAAGGAACUCACUAAGAAAUUCUCCAAUUUAGUAUCCCUUUCCCCAGAGACAAGCACACUCUUGGGAUUGUUGAAGAAAGACUUUGAACAUGUUCCAGUUUGCAAAGUAAGCCUCCUUAUCUCUCACAUAAAAGAUACUGGAAUUCCGCUGCCACUAAAUUCUUCGUUACUAUACACUCUCAUAAGAGAGUUACAUGAUUUGGGUCUGCUCAUAGUGAUAGAGAGAGAAAGGGACUCCGUCGAGAACCACAUAAUCGUUCUUAAUAUAUCAACAUUGACAUCAGAUGUACACAAUAAACUAUUUUCUAAGUCUGCUAAAGCUGACCUCACAAAAUGCAUAGGUGAACUCAAGUUCAGUGUAGGCAUUAUUCCAGAAUCAUUUCUGGAGAGAGUACUUCCAGAGUACUUCACAAAAGAAAGUCUACUUAAGCUUCAGUACUGUCACGAAAUUGAGAAUUUGUUUGUAGAAGAGGACCACAUUCUUAGUCAAGUAACUCCAACAGUAUCAACCACUAAAGAUCUAUUCUUCCCUGCUUUAUGUGAUCUCAAGCUUGAUGAAAUUCAAUGGCCUAAAUCCGAAGGUGGCAAGAUUACUUUGGGAUGGUAUGCUAAAUGUGAUGGUGACAGAUUUGACUUCUUCCCAACACGAUUUCUUCAUGUGCUUAUUGUUCAUCUCUUUCACAACUUUGCACUGAAGCAGAGCCUGCCCACAAGACACAGACUCUCCACUACAGCUUCCGAUUUUUUGAUUGCUGAGGUACAUGCUGCCAAUCCUCACUGUCAUGUCUGGUCGACUGGUCUGCAUUGGCUUAUGAAGAAUGGAGUGGAAGUAUUUGUCGAUAUGCCUAAAGACGCUGAUAGUAAAGAACUGAUUGUACUAGCAAGAAGUGACAUUGAAAGUCGAUUCGAAUGUUCCAAAACUCUGCAACUAGUUAUUCAAAAGGUAGUCGAAGCAAAAGUUGAGUUCUGUGCUGGUAUAGUGCCUACUGUUUACCUUCUUGAUCCAAGCAAUCUCAAGGAUGAACCUUUUACAAAUGCUAGAAAUGCAUCUAAAUAUGCUCUCAGAGAUAUUGAUAAAGCAUUAGAAGGUACUGAGCGAGUCAUGGAUAAAGAAGGACAAUGUUUCUCCACUCCAACCAAAGAGGAAUCAUCAUACUGGAGAUCGCCAUUUAUAAUCAGUUUAAUGCAACCCCAAGAUGUUUGCUGUAAACCUGGAGAGGAAGUAAAAUUUACUGUAUCGACAUCAUCAUCUGCUACUAUGUGUGUUUAUCAAUGGUAUUUUGAAAACCAAGCACUAACACUUCAAAAUCCUGACUAUAAAGGGCAAACAUCUAAAUGUCUCCUGGUAUUAAAAUUCCUACCUAAACAUAAAGGUGUUUAUUGGUGUAUUAGUGAAGAUGGAUCAGGCACGCAGAUCACUUCACGUCAUGCAACACUCACUGCAGAUGGAGAGAUUAUUGAAAAACAAGAAUUGCAGUACAUAGGGAAAAUCAUUGAAAAUUCUGGUAUUAACUUUGGUAAAUAUGGCCUUCAGACAGAGCACUUACUCAAUGGUGAAAGUGAUGUCACUUAUGAAGAGAUGGAGCUUCUAAUGAAUGUAAAUCCAAGUACACAAUUACAAGUGUUGUCAAUAAACUUAAAGCAGGAAAUCACAUCAAGAAUAAAAGAGGAGCAACUCUAUGCCAAAGCCAUAAAAGAGAUGGUCUCCCUUUCCUACACCAAAAUCAUUGCCCUUGGUCCAGGCCAGGUUGGAAAGUCUACUUUUAUUCGCAGAUUGUUGGGAAUUAUGAAAGGAAAUGUCCAAACGUCUCUUCUAGAAACACAGCCCCAAUCUAGUACAGGUAUUUUGGAGUCGAGAGAAGCUUGUAUUCAGUAUAGCCGAGUAACUGGUGCUAUAGCCAACAAAAAGUGGUGUGUUUUACAAGAUGAGCUGCACAGUCAACUAAGUGGUUUAAUGUCACUAAUAAGUAAGCAAUCUCAGCAAGAUCCUGAGCACGAAAGAAUGAAACCGUUAAUUAAACAGAAAGAGUAUAUAACCCCAUUAGCAAGUGAUGUUCAAACUGUAGUAAAAGAACCGAUGAAUGUUGCUGCUGUGCGAAUGGAAGAGGAAAAGAAACAUGAUCAAGCUCUAUCUAAUCGUUCUGAAAUUCAAUCAGUGGAAUCACUGCCAGUUACACAAGAGCCGAGUGCUGCUAGUGCAUUGAUGCCUCGAGAAUCAGAUAUUGAUAUAACAAUUAGAGAGUUCAAAGAACUAAGAGAGGAAUGCAGACUAAACCCAGAUGGGGUAGAAUUUGAAAUGCUAUUUAAUGUAGCAGAUAUUGGUGGCCAACCAGCAUUUCUAGAGAUGCUACCAUCCUUAACUAUAGGACCAGCUCUAUACCUUGUGUUUAUGAAACUCAAACAAGGGCUAGGUUCAAGAUACACUGUGCAGUUUAAAUGCAAGGACUCAAAUGUUAAGCUUUGUAAGAAUUACUCAUACACGUCAGAAGAAGUAAUAUUUUCAGCACUUUCAAGCAUAGCAUGCUUUGGACACUCAGAUGAACAAGUGGAAAUGUAUGUUCGGAAACCAGGAUCAGGUGAUAAAAAGCGGAAAGAUUCUCUUGCGUUACUGGUAGGAACUUUUCUUGAUGAGAUUGAAGAUGAUCAACUCAAAGAUAUAACCAGCCAACUCGAGAAACAGCUCGAAAACACAGCAUUUUAUAAAGAACGUCUCAUCCAUCGCAAACAUUUCAGUUUAUUAGUGAACAAUAUGAGUGCCGAAGAUAGUGAAAUAGAAGAUCACAGAGAAAAAUUAGAAGCAAUACUCAGAAAUACAUUUCGGGAAUAUCAAAUCCCGACACAAUGGUUAAUGCUAAGUAUUUGUCUUAAGCUUCUUGCUAGAAAUCAAAACAAGUAUCAUGUUUCCUUUGAUGAUUGCGUCCUGUUGGGGAAGCAUUUCGAUAUGGAGGAAGAGAUGGUGAGUGUUGCCUUGCAAUUUCUACACAAAUACAUUGGGCUUGUCAUGUAUUUUCCUCAUCACGAGAAUCUCAAGAAAAUUGUUAUAUGUGAUCCGCAAGUUGUUUUUUUAACCAUCAGUAAACUAAUCUUCAACAUUUACGAUCACAACAAGGAUCAAGUUAGCCAAGCACAGUGUGACCACUUUGUUCAAACUGGUUGCUUUUCACCUCAAGAUAUAAUGUUAUUAAGUAGUAACGAUCUGCCUAUGAAUAAGAAACUUAUUUCUAUUGAUACAUUAGUUGAUCUAUUAGUUUACCUAAACAUUGCUGCUAAAGUACCAUUAUCUUAUUCUAAAGACGAGUACUUUUUGCCUGCGGUUCUGCAAACUGCUGAAACAGACAUCGUAAAAAGGAAGGGUAAAGAAAAAAACAAAGAAUUGCUUCCGGAACCCAUCUGUAUUCGAUUCAAAACAGGAUUUUUACCUUUAGGAUUUGUAUGUGCUUUAAUUGCAAAUCUUAUUGCUGAAAAUAAUUUACGUCCACUCAUUGAUGAAAGCAACAAGUUUUACAAGAACAGGAUUCAAUUUCGAUUCAAAAAUAACUUUAUUAUCUCUAUGAUUUCUUGGCCUAGGUAUUGUGAGUUUCGUGUCUCAAGGCACUCAGGCAAUAUUGAAUUUUGGAGUGAGGAUUGUUGCCCUCUUAUCAGUAAAAUUGUACGCACAGCUGCUAACAAGGUCAUUCAAUCUAUGCAGCAUGGCUUGCGUUCAAUAAGUAGAUCUAGGAAUUCUGAAAUGUAUGAAUUAGCUUUCCAGUGCCCAAGACAUCCUAAUGCAGACUGUGGACAGGAAUCUCUCGCUAAACUAGUUUAUGAUAAUUCCGACCAAGAUAUUUCUUUGAAUUUGGAUCCUAAGGAGGCUAUAUGCACAAAUCCAGAAUGUGAAACUGCUAUUGAUCCACUAACUUCCGAAAUGAUGGUUUGGUUUGGUAAAGUUCCAAGUAUCCCGCUGAGAAUUGAAAAACAACCUACUCAAAAAGAAAAUGUUAUAAGCAUAAGUGCAGAGGGAGCACGACCACUAACAUAUGAAUGGUUUUUAAGAAAGAAUAAGCUCUGUGAUGGUGAUAACCAGGGCUGUGAUUGUUGUACAACAGAAUAUCUCGUCAUUAAAGAUAGAAAACUAUUGACUGAAGGUGUAUUCAAAUGUCAAGUGAAGGACAAAUUUGGCAACUGUAUUGAAUCUGAUAAUCUUGAUCUCUUCGAAGAGGAUCUUAGAAGAUGGAAUUUGCACGAAGAAGAGAUUAGCAAACUAAAAGAUAACGGAUUUAGAAGUCCUAGAGAUUUGCAAGGUGUCCAGCUUGGUGAGCUGGAGUCAAAGCUAAAGUUGAACAUGGGUGAGAGGGAAAGAUUAAAACUGUUCCUUGAGAAAAAGAAAGCUGAAUCUUCUUCACGCUCAGACCCUGUAGCCUCACAAUGUCACAAAAGAUCAUUGCGAACGUAUAAUGAAACCUCACCAAAAGUGGAUGAUGUCGCUUUGCAAGAACCCCACAUGAAGGAGUGGCCUACAGCAACUGCAGCACAGUUGAAUCAAGAGUGCUCCGAUGAAGCUCUUCGCCAGUUGUCUACUCACAUUGUUGGAUAUGGAGAAUACAAGCACAUGCUGGGCCUCAGUGAUGCUGAAAUAAACGAGAUUGAUACAGACCCGAGAAACUUCUAUAGUUCCCAUAACAAAUUUUAUGCUGCUCUACUCAAGUGGAAGAAUAAUAGUAUUGAUUUCGACAACCCAUCAAAAUCGACAGCCACUUACAGUCAAUUUGUAGAAAUUGCUAAGGAGGUCAAGGACGGAAAGGCAAUUCGUAAAAUUCAUAAGGCUUGCAUCAAGCAUACACUAUCAAACGUGACUCUACAAGAGAAAUUCCUCAAAAUGAAUUCAUCUCUCCGUCCUGAUGAGGACAUUCUCCAAUCCUUUGCUGCCAUCAUUGGCUCUCGAUGGCAGUGUUUUGCUUCUCCCCUCUCCCUCACUUCUGAAGACAUUGUGAGCAUCAAGAGAGAGACAAGAGGAGCAGAGCCGACCAGACAAGCACUCAUCAUGCUGCAGAAGUGGGCAGUCAGGGAGACGGCAACUUACGGUCAGUUGAGAGACGUACUCCGUACACUCUCAGUGUUUCAUAUCGGAGAACGUUAGUAUCAUGCAUCACAGCACAAAUAAAUGUGUAGCUACGUUAAAUUGUUGUUAUUAUUAUAGCUAGCUGUCAUAAUUAUAUAUGUCACUGUAUUUGUGUCACUGAACUUUUAGAACUCGUGCCUUUCCACUUAAUUAUACUCACCGCACUUUCAAUUUUCUACUAUCAUGCAAUACUGUAUCACCACGCCGUUUAAAAAUAUUUUUGUUACCUUAACUAAUUAAUGCUGUCCAAUAUUUUAGUUAAUGUUUCUCUCAAGAAUUGUACUUAGUUCAAAGUUAUCACCAUUUCUGCACGUUAUUUAUAUUUAUAUAUAGACCAGUGUAUAGACAGUAUCCUGCAUGUUUUUAUCGCAACCAUUUGCCAUCAGACACAGACAUUUUAGCUCCUGAUAUUUAGUAGUUGUUAUCAUUAUUUUUUUGCAUACAUAUAUAACUUAUUUACAUAACUUAAUAGGAUGGUGCAAAACACUGCUUGUUUCUUUAAAAUUGGAGUGUCUGAACAUCCAUUGUGUCUGAUUAUUGAUGCCUUACUCAUA